GUGGUGCCGGCGGGGGGCGCGAUGGACCCGGCGCCCUCGCUGGGCUGCAGCCUCAAGGAUGUGAAGUGGAGCUCGGUGGCCGUGCCUCUCGACCUGCUGGUCAGCACAUACCGGCUGCCCCAGAUCGCGCGCCUGGACAGCGGAGAAUGCAUAGAAGGGCUGCGGGAAAAUGACUACCUUCUGAUUCAUUCAUGCCGCCAGUGGACCACCAUCACUGCCCAUAGCCUGGAGGAGGGUCACUAUGUCAUUGGGCCAAAGAUAGAGAUUCCAGUACAUUAUGCAGGGCAAUUCAAGCUGCUGGAGCAAGACCGAGAUAUAAAGGAGCCCGUGCAAUAUUUCAACAGUGUGGAAGAGGUGGCUAAAGCGUUUCCUGAACGCGUAUACGUCAUGGAGGAAAUAACAUUCAACGUGAAGGUUGCUUCCGGUGAAUGCAACGAGGACACCGAAGUUUACAACAUCACCCUGUGUACCGGGGAUGAGCUGACUCUAAUGGGACAGGCAGAAAUCCUUUAUGCAAAGACUUUCAAGGAAAAGUCACGACUCAACACCAUCUUCAAAAAGAUUGGGAAGCUCAACUCCAUCAGCAAGCUGGGCAAAGGCAAAAUGCCGUGCCUCAUUUGCAUGAAUCACCGGACCAAUGAAAGCAUCAGCCUGCCCUUCCAGUGCAAGGGCAGGUUCAGCACACGCAGUCCCCUGGAACUGCAGAUGCAGGAGGGCGAGCACACCAUCCGGAACAUUGUGGAGAAAACCAGACUUCCUGUGAACGUGACUGUGCCCAGCCCUCCUCCCAGGAACCCCUACGACCUCCACUUCAUCCGCGAGGGGCACCGCUACAAGUUCGUGAACAUCCAGACCAAGACAGUGGUGGUUUGCUGUGUGUUGCGGAACAACAAGAUCCUCCCCAUGCACUUCCCUUUGCACUUGACUGUCCCCAAGUUCAGCCUCCCAGAACACUUGGUGAAGGGGGAGGUAUGGCCUGAAACCCUGAUCCAUCACUGGCUGGGUAUCUGCCAAGAACAGUUUGACAUUGAUGAGUAUUCACGCGCCGUCCGUGAUGUGAAAACUGACUGGAAUGAAGACUGCAAGAGCCCCAAGAAGGGCCGGUGCUCCGGCCACAACCACGUGCCCAAUUCCCUUAGCUAUGCCCGUGAUGAGCUCACCCAGUCCUUCCACCGGCUUUCCGUCUGUGUGUAUGGCAACAAUCUCCAUGGCAACAGCGAAGUCAACCUCCAUGGUUGCAGGGACCUGGGGGGAGAGUGGUCCCCUUUUCCUCAUGACAUCCUGCCCUAUCAGGACUCUGGUGACAGUGGGAGUGACUACCUUUUCCCAGAAGCUAGUGAAGACUCAGCGGGCAUCCCAGGCAAGUCAGAACUUCCUUACGAAGAGCUGUGGCUGGAGGAAGGCAAGCCCAGCCAGCAGCCUCUCACUCGUUCCCAGAGCGAGAAGAGCAGAUGUGAGCAGUUCCGAGGUUCAGGCCGGUCCAAAUGUACAGCUUCGCCUCUUCCUGCCCCUGGGACCCUGGGAGUCGCCAUGAAGUCUUCAGAUAUUUCCCUACCUCCACCUCCAGUGCCUCCCAAAUCUGAAGCCGUCAAAGAAGAAUGCCGGCUCCUCAACGCCCCACCUGUCCCACCCCGAAGCGCCAAGCCUCCAUCCACAAGCCCCUCCAUCCCUCCUCGCACCGCCAAGCCAGCACGGCCGCAGACUCGCUCUCCCAGCCCCACCUUGUCCUACUACUCGUCAGGGCUGCACAACAUCGUCACUAAGAGCGACACAAGUCCUUCAGAAAGUGCUCCUGUGUCCUGCUAUCCAUGCACCCGCGGGAACACAGAUUCUGUGGAUGUGAAAUCCCCGUUUGGGAGUCCUUCCACGGAGGCCUUGGCCUCCAGGCUCUCGUGGCCCAACCACUACUCGGCAGCAUCCGAGAGCCAGACCCGGAGCGACUUCCUGCUGGAUCCGAGCAGGAGUUACAGUUACCCACGACAGAAGACGCCAGGCACACCAAAGAGAAACUGCCCAGCACCCCUAGAUUUUGACAGCUGCGAGCCCCUGAGCAGCACCCCCGGCCCAGGCACAGCAGAAUUCAGUAGUGGUGUCUCCGGCUGUCCCAAGUCAGCCAGCUACUCCCUGGAGAGCACGGACGAGAGCACCGUCCCAGCUGGCAUAGCAAAACAGAGUGUCUCAUGCCCUGCCUUACCGCCCAGGGCUCCAAAGCCAGUGGAAGAGAAAGCCGCCUCGGAAACACCUCCCUUGCCUCUGAAAAUCGAUGGUGCUGAGGAAGACCCCAAGUCGGGGUCACCAGAUCUCUCGGAGGACCAGUAUUUUGUUAAAAAGGGCAUGCAGGACAUCUUCUCCAUCUCCUACCCAUUUUCAUCCCCAUUGCACCUGCAGCUGGCGCCCAGGUCCUGUGGUGAUGGUUCCCCGUGGCAACCACCUGCCGAUCUCUCGGGACUCUCUAUAGAAGAAGUGUCCAAGUCGUUACGGUUCAUCGGUUUGUCUGAAGACGUCAUAUCAUUCUUUGUCACUGAAAAGAUUGAUGGGAAUUUGCUUGUUCAGCUAACAGAAGAAAUCCUCUCAGAGGAUUUCAAAUUGAGCAAACUGCAGGUGAAGAAAAUAAUGCAAUUCAUUAACGGCUGGAGGCCCAAAAUAUAGCCAAAUAACCCCAGCUAGCAUGGGACGGAACUGAUCAGUGUGCGUGCUGGAAGGGCUGGGCUGGGACACAGUUUCUUGUUUUUGCACUAUAAACCUUCUCUGUAAAUAAGGAUAAGAGAACCUUACUAUGCAGAUUACGUUUUUGAAUGGUGAACAGGCUAUUUUGUACAUCAAUAAAAAUGUUGUACAGAACACUUACAGGUGUGCCUUGUACGUCACUCAACAGCUGCUAGAAGGAAAAAAGGAGGCAUGUUCAGAGAAAUCAGUUACCCAGGUAGGUUUAUGUGAGAAAGUGUGAUAUUUAUUACAAAGUAGCCAAAGCCGAAAAACAUAAAAAUCU
Molecule: messenger RNA, 2989 nt
Organism: Ochotona curzoniae (black-lipped pika)
Lineage: Eukaryota; Metazoa; Chordata; Mammalia; Lagomorpha; Ochotonidae
Gene: GAREM1
Product: GRB2 associated regulator of MAPK1 subtype 1
Exons: 6
Coding region: 22-2649 (875 amino acids)
Biological process (GO): cellular response to epidermal growth factor stimulus; epidermal growth factor receptor signaling pathway
Molecular function (GO): proline-rich region binding
Source: RefSeq, a predicted model, not a curated record